This is a messenger RNA of Periophthalmus magnuspinnatus, 1191 nucleotides long. Its product is annotated as interactor of HORMAD1 protein 1. The transcript is spliced from 7 exons. Gene Ontology annotation, cellular component: condensed nuclear chromosome. The coding region runs from base 4 to 1164 and encodes 386 amino acids. Gene Ontology annotation, biological process: homologous chromosome pairing at meiosis; meiotic DNA double-strand break formation; DNA recombination. NCBI's taxonomy places the organism in Eukaryota, Metazoa, Chordata, Actinopteri, Gobiiformes, Gobiidae. The record is from RefSeq and is a predicted model, not a curated record.
AAAAUGAGUCACAUGAGGAGUCUGACAGAGAUGAUGACUAUUGCUAAUGGAAACAGGACCAUUAAUGCCAGUGGACACUCUGUAACAGAUUCACAAUUUUUCUUUGGGUCUCAGUUUUGGCCUGAAAAUUCUGCAUCUCAGUCACUCAGUUUGUCUUCCUGGAACUCAACACAAUCUCAAGAGGAUAGCGAUUCAACCCUUCUGCGCACUUAUCAAAGUAAACCUCUUCUGUUCAGCGAGACUAAAGAUAAAAGUAAACUUUUUAGCCUGCUGGACAAAUUUGAAGAAGACAAGAAGAAGACUAAGAAAAAUUCUGACAGUGAAGCUUUAGCCAAUGAAUACAUACAUAUUCGAGAAACCCUUAACAAAAUUCACCAACUUGCUACUGGUACAGAGAAAAAUAGUGUAGUUUGUUACACAGUCCUUGAAAAGAUUGAACAUUUUGUUUCAACAUUGCAGAAUAACCUAAUAAGCCUCCAGAGUGACAUUUCCCUGCAGCUACAGACAUUACUGGACAACGUAAAUUCUCAAAAAGAGACAGUGACAGGAUUAGAAGACAAGAUGGAAAAGACCACUACAAACCUUAGCUGCUCUGUGCUAAGCUUAAUGACCAAUGUGGAUGGCCUAAAAAAGGACCAAAAAACAGAACGAGAUAUGCUUGAAGAGGCCCUUAAGCUGCUGAGUGCUUUACUGUCCAAGAAUUCACCCAAACGCAGCCAAGUGACAGUAAUGGACAGCUUCAUUCAGACGUCACCAAGCCUCACACAUGCUUUGCCUGGAAGUUUGCAGGAAAAUCAGCUGGAGCGCACACAGCCUGAUGCAUUUGGUAAAGCAGAUGCUCCUAAGGAGAACAGAGUUUGUGUUGGAAAGAGGAAACCCAAAAGACUCUCUGUGAGACGUAAAAAGCGCCCUCUAGUGAUGGCUCAGAAUCACAAGCCUGCAGUCCCUCUGGAAAACAGCCCUUCCCUCCUGAAUGGUAACAAGUUGUCUCUGUCCGAGUGUCACAACAAAAAUGGGAGCAAGAGUUUCAUCACCCCCAUGAGCUGCUGGUCCCAGGACAGCAACAGCUCAGCCUGCCUGAAUGGGAUCGACCCCAUCCUGGACAGGGCAGAGGCCUCAGCACAGCCUGGAGGCCUGUGGCAAUUGUUUGAAUUGGACUUUUAGAGGAUGGCUAUACUAAAGUAAAUUGCA